Sander lucioperca (pikeperch) is the source of this 3067-nucleotide messenger RNA. RefSeq names its product membrane protein, palmitoylated 5b (MAGUK p55 subfamily member 5) (gene pals1b). The transcript has 13 exons. The record is from RefSeq and is a predicted model, not a curated record. Lineage: Eukaryota; Metazoa; Chordata; Actinopteri; Perciformes; Percidae. Gene Ontology annotation, molecular function: protein binding. The coding region runs from base 107 to 2071 and encodes 654 amino acids. Gene Ontology annotation, cellular component: plasma membrane; adherens junction. Gene Ontology annotation, biological process: protein localization to plasma membrane; generation of neurons; morphogenesis of an epithelial sheet.
UUCAGGAUGAAAGCCAGUGAAAUGGCCUCUGUUUUGAGCAGUGCCUCGUAUCACUCAAGCAGAGCUCAGUAAACACUGGUUUGAGCUGGAUGCUGCUGCAGCAGGGAUGAUCAUGUCCCAUAUGAACGGUUAUGUGCAAGAGGCCUCUGGUCAGGCCAAGAGCCACAGGGAAAGGGCAGUGGACUGUCCAGGAGAGGAAAGUAGCCUUGUUAAAUCUCCACACUCCAGUGCCCACAUGGAGAGGAUUCAGCACUACCAGGAGGAGCUUAAGAAGAGGAGAGAGGAGGACAGCAGGGGGAAGCACGACAUAGACCCCAAUGCUUCACUGAGGCUCAAGAAGCUGUCACAGAACCCCAAGAUGGGCAUUGACAAUCCUACCUUCGAGGGGAAGGAAAAGGCCACCAAAGACACAUGCUCCCGGGAGGCUGUAGUCAGUGAGUUGAAAGAACUGGCGGACCUGCUGCAGGCUCUGAAGUGGGCGCAGCACUGCCUGACUGAUGCGCAGAGCCAGCAGGAUGCAGAGCUGAUAAUGCAGCUCCUUGCCAAGGAGGACUUCAGGAAUGCCUACACCAUCUACAGUGCUGUAUCCCAGCAGAUGACCAAAGUCAGUCCCACCUCACCCCUCACAGCACAAGCAGAGGAUCUCUGCCAGGAGGUCCAAAAGAUUCUCCAGUCCAGCCAACAGAUGGAGGGUUUGGAGCUCAAGGCUCUGCUCACCAAUCCUCAUCUCCAGGCACUGAUGCAGGCCCAUGACAGUGUGGCAGGGCAGGAAAUGUCAGAGGAAGAUGUGGUCGAGUACCAUGGAGAGACAGUUAAACUGGUGCGGCUGGAGAAGUCCCGCGACACUCCACUGGGUGCGACAGUACGUAACGACAUGGACAGUGUGGUGGUGAGUCGUGUGGUGAAAGGUGGAGCAGCAGAGAGGAGUGGCCUUCUCAGUGAGGGAGAUGAGAUCCUGGAAAUUAACGGGAUUUCUAUCCGUGGGAAACAUGUCAAUGAAGUCCACGACUUACUGCAACAAAUGCAAGGCACUCUGACCUUCCUCCUCAUCCCGAGCUCUCAGAUUAAACCUGCCCCACACAGACAGACUGUAAUGCACGUACGAGCUUACUUUGACUACGACCCCUCCGAUGACCCCUUCCUGCCGUGUCGGGAGCUGGGCCUAUCCUUCCAGAAGGGGGACAUCCUCCAUGUCAUCAGCCAGGACGACCCCAGCUGGUGGCAGGCCUACAGGGACGGAGAUGAGGACAACCAGCCUCUGGCUGGACUCAUUCCGGGGAAAAGCUUCCAGCAACAGAGAGAGACCUUGAAGAAAACUAUAACAGACAGGAGUCGAGAGCAUCAAGGGAAGCUUUGGUAUGCAAAGAAAAACAUAAAAAAGAGGAAGAAGAGCAUGUCUACCUUGAGCAGAAAUACUGACUACGACGACAUCCUGACCUAUGAGGAGAUGUCGCUUUAUCACCAGCCUGCUAAUCGUAAACGCCCCAUCGCUCUGAUUGGUCCUACAAACAGCGGUCACGAUGAGCUGCGUCGGAGACUUCUGUCCAUCGAACCGGAAAAGUUUGCUGUUGCUGUUCCACACACAACUAGAAACUCAAGGAUACAUGAGCGGAAUGGGCGCGAGUACCAUUUUGUGAGUCGGCCUGCCUUUGAAACCGACUUAGCGGCAGAGAAGUUCAUUGAGUCGGGGGAAUAUGAGAAGAACUUGUACGGGACCAGCACUGACUCAGUUCGACACAUCAUCAACUCUGGACGCAUCUGUUUGCUCUGCCUCCACACCAGGUCACUGCAGAUAUUGAGGUCCUCCAACCUAAAGCCCUAUGUCAUCUUUAUCGCGCCUCCUUCUCAGGAACGACUACGCACCCUGCUGGCCACAGAGGGGAAGACACCAAAGCCUGAAGAGCUAAAGGAGGUUAUUGAAAAGGCCCGCGAGAUGGAGCAAAAUUUCGGCCACUUCUUUGAUGCAACCAUUGUGAACAUGGAUCCAGACCAGGCUUUCCACGAGCUGCGCAGGCUGAUAGACAAGUUGGACACUGAGCCACAGUGGGUGCCCACCUCCUGGCUGUGCUAGACGUCACGGGGUGUCACUGCACAGAGCCUCAGGUAAUAGGAGUGGGAAAAAUGAAUGUUCCUGGAGAUUUAAAAAUGAAGGAUGGACAGUGGUGAUUGUCACAGGAUUUUCACUUGCACAUUCUCCUCGUUUAUAGAAGAGGUGAUGUUCACCACAUGUUGCAGGGAUGGACUCAAGUUUCUUACAAUUCUUUAUGUUCUGUGUGUGUGUGCGUGUGCGUGCGUGCGCGCACGGGGGUGGGUGGAUGUGUGUGGGUGUCUCAUUAUGAGUGAUUUUUUUCUGUUUGUUCAUUGUUGAUCUCAGUUGUAUGCAAAGUCAUCUAUCAAACACAUAGAAAUGUUUCUAUCCUAUCUUAAUAGUUAUUUAUAAUUGUAAAUAUAUAUUUUCUAGACAAAAGGAUCAAAUAUUUUAUUGUUAUUGUGUGUGUGUGUGUGUGUGUGUGUGUGUGUGUGUGUGUGUGUGUGUGUGUGUGUGUGUGUGUGUGUGUGUGUGUGUGUGUGUGUGUGUGUGUGUGUGUGUGUGUGUGUGUGUGUGUUGUACAAAAUGGUACACUCAACUGGGAUGGUGUUAUUGUCACAAUUGUUAAAUAGCUUUCUGAUGAAGCAGUAAGGUACCACACAGAAGAGAAGCACUUGUGCUUGGAGUGGCUGCAGUGUAACAUCUUCCAUUCAGAAACACAGAACAAUAUGCUGUAACCUGCACAGUUUUGGGCUACUUCUUCUACACCAGUGUCAGUAUUAUUUCAUUGUCUCAUUUACGCUGUGAUAACAGACCUCAAAUCUAUCUAAGGUAUUGUCUCUAGCUGGUUAUUGUUACUAUUAGUAAAUCAUGCUGCAAAGUACUGCUGCGAUUGUAUUUUUCUACCAGUAUUGUAUGAACAAAACAUCUUGGUGUAACUCAAACAAAUACGGGAUUGCUUCCUUGCAGAGUACAUAUUAAAUAAUAAGCACAAUUCUGGAAAAGUGUUAAUAAAAUCAGAUACAUAUGUGAACAAGU